Bipolaris oryzae ATCC 44560 is the source of this 1893-nucleotide messenger RNA. RefSeq lists its product as uncharacterized. The record is from RefSeq and is a predicted model, not a curated record. The coding region runs from base 1 to 1893 and encodes 630 amino acids. The transcript has 2 exons. Lineage: Eukaryota; Fungi; Ascomycota; Dothideomycetes; Pleosporales; Pleosporaceae.
AUGGACAUUUUCAGUCUUUCCCCUCACUCUUGUCCGGAAUGUAAGGUGAUUAUAAUCGAUGGUACUGGUCCCAAAGUCACCCAGCGCUUUGAGUUUUCACAUUGCAAAGUGAAAGAACUCAGCCAACGUUGCGAAUUCUUCAAUUGGACUUUGAAUUCGUCAGAAGAGUGUCUAUGUACAACAGACAAAUUGAGGUUAUCUAUAGCAGGCGAUUCGGAAGAUCUCAAAUAUCUCAACGUAGAGUGGAGGGAUGAAGAUGAUGAGCCCGUAUCAGAAGACGAUACAAAGCGACAGCUGUACAUCUUCAGUAUGAGAGAUUAUGCUGCUGCUCGUUAUAUUAAAUCAAGGCCUCUUGAACCGUCGCCAGCGAGAUCAGUUCGUCUAGGAUGGUGUUUAGAACUUUACGAAGAUUGCCUAAACCACGAAACAUGCAAGACUGCCAUGGAGAGGAAUAAAAGCUACACAGCACCUACACGUCUUCUCGAUGUGCGACAAAAUUCAGAAUUGCGUUUGUGUACAGUCCCUCAGGGAGAACAUCCCCCCUAUGCAGCAUUGAGUUACUGUUGGGGUACUUCACAGCAACAGAAAGAUGCCAGGACGACGAGAGAGAAUGUUGACGAUCGACAAGGUAGAAUCGAUAUAUCACAGCUACCACAAUCGAUAAGAGAUGCAGUCAAAGUAACCCGGAGGCUAGAGUUGUCUUACCUUUGGGUAGAUGCGUUCUGUAUCGUUCAAAAUGAUCCUAAAGAUGUGGAAUUGGAAAUGUCAAAAAUGGCAGGCAUUUAUAGAGGAGCUACUAUUACCAUCUCAGCAGCCAGCGCCAAUGACAGUACGGAGGGGUUUCUUAAGGAUCGCGACCUCAAGAAAGCAUAUGGUAAUCUUUUUCAGCUUCCUUAUCACAACAAGCGUGCCGAUGGUAUGGUGGAAGGGUUGGUGUUACUCUCUGAGCACCCCGUUGCAGAUACGCGUCAAGAAAAUAUCGACCAAAGAGCAUGGACAUUGCAGGAAGACAUGCUUUCGCUCCGCCUUUUGCGAUUCGGUUCAAAGCAGACAACUUGGCGAUGCCUAACUUAUCCUCAAACCAAAAAGAUCGAUGGAGGAGGUUGCCCAACCUUGGAAAAUAAAGACUACGCUUUUUCUGUCAAUGAUCCUUACCAAAACACCGAAGUGCAGUUGAACAUCUCGUCUUUUGGUCCAUUGGGUGGGCCAUGCGUAAAGGCAGACUGGUUAGAAACCGUAAGCGAGUAUACACGUCGAAAACUCACCGAACCAAGCGACAGACUCCCUGCUUGCGCGGCGCUUGCUGAAAACUUUGCGGAUAUUAUGAACUUCGAUUCAUCCCAUUACCUUGCGGGAUUAUGGAAAGACGACAUCUACGCGCAACUUUUAUGGCAUCGACUAGAAGAAAGAAAGGUGGGAAGCACAUUCAGUCCCUCUUGGUCCUGGUCAUCUAUUAACGGACCUGUACAAUUCUUCGAACGUAAGCUGCUGGAGUACGACUUUGAAGUCAAUGCGGCAGCAAAAUAUAUAGGCAGCUAUAGGGACUGCAUGUCCGGUAGUCACGACUACUCUAAAGUUGGAUCGGGCCGCCUUGAGUUAAAUGGUCGACUGCAAGAGGCACACUGGGAUUCUCGCUCUCUUAGGCGAAGCAGUACCGAUGCUAAUGUCCUACCCUCCAGGAUAUAUUGGGAUGUAUCUGAUGCCAUUAGUCCGCAAACUGUGUGGUGUUUUGAAAUAAUUGGGUCAUAUAUUUCGUUGGGCCUAGUGCUUUUAAGAGAGAAGCAGACAAGAUUCAAGCGUGUUGGCUACUUUGAAUGCGAUGGGGGAGACAACUCUCUGACCAUGAAGUCCUUCUUUGAUGAGACCAAGCCUCAGACUAUUGCACUUUACUAG